Rotaria socialis is the source of this 789-nucleotide messenger RNA. Lineage: Eukaryota; Metazoa; Rotifera; Eurotatoria; Philodinida; Philodinidae. The record is from the annotation of a GenBank genome assembly.
AUGUCUGGUCGCCAUUAUUAUUAUCAUCGGUGUUUCUCAUUGAAGAGAACGGGCGAAUUUGCUCAACAUUGGUUUCGUGAACGAACAGCGUCCUUAUCGCGUGGACAUCAAUCUCUCAAACGUGAUACUUCAUCUACUAUUGAUAUCAGCCAGAAGAACUUUGGCCAGAGAAUGGCUAAGAAAAAUUAUGAUCUUCUCUUUAAAUUAUUACUGAUUGGUGAUAGUGGCGUUGGAAAGACAUGUAUUUUAUUUCGAUUUUCGGAUGAUUCAUUUAAUGCUUCGUUUAUUUCCACAAUCGGUAUCGAUUUUAAAAUAAAAACUAUCGAACUUAAUGGUCGAAAGAUCAAAUUACAGAUAUGGGAUACUGCUGGCCAAGAACGAUUUCAUACCAUUACUACGUCGUACUAUCGUGGAGCAUCCGGAAUCAUGCUUGUCUAUGAUGUCACACAAGCUAGAUCCUUCGAAAACAUCAAUAAGUGGCUGCGUAAUAUUGAUGAUCAUGCAUCCGAUGAUGUUGUUAAAAUGAUUAUCGGGAAUAAAUGUGACAUGGAAGAUAAGCGUUGUAUAGCUCGAGCACGUGGCGAAGCAUUGGCACGUGAACAUUCUAUACCGUUUCUUGAGACAUCAGCGAAAAAUAAUGUUAAUAUAGAAAAAGCUUUUUUCGAAAUAUCAAGGCUGAUAUUAAGUAAAACUCCAUUGAAUCCACCAGAUCAAACAAAUGGAAAUUCUGUUGGUGUAUUACAUGGAAAUAAACCAACAAACCAAUCGAACUGUAUGAAUUGCAUGUAA